Messenger RNA from Durusdinium trenchii, 903 nucleotides. The record is from the annotation of a GenBank genome assembly. NCBI's taxonomy places the organism in Eukaryota, Dinophyceae, Suessiales, Symbiodiniaceae.
AUGCAGUCAUCAAACGUGGCACGAAAGCCGCAGAAGCGUGAAGCUGCUGAGCGGGUGCAGAUUUUGUAUCUCCGCCAAGAAGUCGCGCAACUGCGUCGGCAGAAUGUGGAGCUACAGAACCAGGUCCGGGCAGGUGAUCUUCAAGUGGAGAACUUGAGCGGACUGGUCAAGGACUUGCAGGACUCGCAACGGAGUCGGACCACCUCCGCCUCGACGUCCACAGCAGCACCGGGUCAACCUGGAGCUCUUCCGCUGCAAGCGGGUCCCAGCAGCGGGGCAAGCACACCUGUCGUUGCCAUGCCAGUGGUCGGGUCACCGACAAGUGUCAACAGUGCAGGUCAGCCUUUGGCACAGCCAAUUGCAGAGGCACAGGCCAGAACGUAUGGCCAGCGACGUUUGUCCAUGGACGGCCAGUCUGGUGUGAUCGUGGCAUCACGCACCUCCGCUGUGAACCAGGCGCAGAGAUAUGCACGCCAGGCAGAAGCAGGUGAGCGCGGAUCAGCCUCCCGACCCUCAAGCGCCUUUCAGAGACACAAGGAGCAGAUGGCCUCCAAUCGGCGCAUUAUCGUGGCGGCCCCGACCCAGGCACAUCAUGCAACUGCUGGCAGUCAAAUGGCUCGGAUGUUCUCUCCAAGGAGUCGACAGAUGCAACCGACACGAAGUGUGGCGAGUUGCGCCGCUCUGCGAGAGCCAGCGGCCUUGCGCGAGCCGGCUGCCAGCAUUGCACAAGCUGCUCAGGCAGUGGCAACGCAAAGUGACAGCCAAUCACAGCAGGUGCGACCCACCGCUGUGGCCGGACCGCACCUCGCAGGCUUCGGCUCGAGCGGCUUCCGCUCGGCCUCAGUGGACCAGAGAGCUCGAACACGAAUUAGCACUGCCAGGCGAUCUUUACGCCGCCACUGA